Molecule: messenger RNA, 1377 nt
Organism: Monoraphidium neglectum
Lineage: Eukaryota; Viridiplantae; Chlorophyta; Chlorophyceae; Sphaeropleales; Selenastraceae
Exons: 5
Coding region: 1-1377 (458 amino acids)
Source: RefSeq, a predicted model, not a curated record
AUGCGCCUCGCCGCGUUUGCGGUGGUCGCUGCCCUGCUGGUGGGGAGCGCAGCCGCGUGGGGCGGCUACACACAGCCGGCCUUCCCCAUCCCCAAGCGCAACGUGACCGUCAAGACGCUUAACAACAACCUAAUCAACCAAGGCACCAUCCGGGGCUUCAGCAGCCUGCCAGGCAAGCUGGUGCGCGGCGAGUUUGUCGUCAAGGCGCCUGGCAAGGCGACCCCGAAGGUCGAGGUCAAGGAUGUGGGCUGCCUCAACACCAAGAUCCCCGCGCCCCUGAACUGGGGCCCCCUCUGGUGCGCCGGCCGCGAGGCCAAGGUCCACCAGUGGGUCGACGAGGUGGGCAGCAUCCACCGCACCGUCGACAUCCCCGCGCAGCCCAACGUCACGGCCAACAUGGUGUUCUGGCUGUUCAGCCCCAUGUACCCCCAGUACCUCGAGUUUGAGGGCAAGAUGUGGUUCUGGUACCACCUGUGGCACCCCCUGGACCACAUCAUGGCCUCCAACAUGAUUGCGCCGUCCACUGCCAACAUCGGCACCCUGGGCCUCUACACCCUCAUCCACGAGCACUACCGCAACCUGCCAGGCCAGGAGAACCUGACAGAGUUUGAGACCGACACCUGGUUCCACGUUGAGGACCUGGUCUCCAACUUCCUGAAGAAGCGUAUCGUCAUCACCGUCAACACAGCCGGCCUGCAGGCCUGGACCCUCACCGUCAACUUCAAGGACACCCCCCAAGGCCUCAAGAUCGACAAUGAACUCAUCAUGGGCGCCGCCCCCGUCGGCUACGACCCCGAGGACCCCUCCAAGGGCGCCCCUGCUGAGGCCGCCGUCAUCGUCAACGAGAACCUGGUCAAGAAGACGUUUGACGACUACGCCCCCGGCGGCAACGUGCCCGGCAGCGAGUUCACUCGGUCGCUCAACGCCAUCACGCGCCACGUGGUGGAGGAGUUCUCCAUGUUCAGGUUCUUCCUGCCGCAGGUGUGGCACCGCUUCCCGCACCUGCAGGGCAUGUUUGCCGUCGGCGACGCCAUCGGCAGCUUCGUGCCCAGGCUGAACUACGGCCCCUUCAUGACGUCCAAGGCCCCCAACGUCAUCGGCCUCACCGAGCUUAUGAUGCCCUUCAACCGCACCGCCCUCACCAGCGUCGCCGGUAUCAAGAAGGUGGCCUCUGCCAUCCCCGGGGCCCUCGCCACCGGCCUCACCCUCAACGCCAACUCGCAGAUUGCGGGCCUCACCAAGAGCGCCAACACCGCCAUCGCCGCGGUCAACACCUUUGACCCCAACACCAUUGUCAAGACGGCCGUCAAGCUGGCCAUCCCCUCUGCAGUCGGGGAGUACAGCCGCAAGGGCGACAGCGCCUCCCGUUUCGGCUGA